Messenger RNA from Aureobasidium pullulans EXF-150, 780 nucleotides. RefSeq names its product C-4 sterol methyl oxidase. The coding region runs from base 1 to 780 and encodes 259 amino acids. Gene Ontology annotation, molecular function: C-4 methylsterol oxidase activity; iron ion binding. NCBI's taxonomy places the organism in Eukaryota, Fungi, Ascomycota, Dothideomycetes, Dothideales, Saccotheciaceae. Gene Ontology annotation, biological process: ergosterol biosynthetic process. The record is from RefSeq and is a predicted model, not a curated record. The transcript has a single exon.
AUGCAAGAAUUCUGGUCCGAAAUCUGCUCAAGAUAUCCACCAUCGCUCGUAGAGUUCUUCUUCAUCGCAAGCAUACAACUUCUGGCUUUCUGGGUACCUGCUACUAUCUACUUAGCUAUCGACCUGUUAUUCCCAGACUUCUCCAACCGACACAAAAUUCAAUCAGAACGUCGACAGCCAACAUGGGAGCAGAUUAAGCACUGCGUUCAGUACGUCGCAAUGAACGACCUUAUCUCCAUUGGACUUCAGCUUAUCUUACGAUACAUUGUGGGCCUGCACCGAACACUAUUCAUACAGAGUUUGGCCUUCCCUUCACUCGCGACAACACUUGGAGACUUCGUCUUUGGUCUCGCCGCACGCGAGAUCAGCUUUUAUUACAUUCAUCGCUUGCUCCAUCACCCUAGCAUCUAUGCUUACGUCCACAAAAAACACCACAAGUUCACGGCACCUAUGGCUUUCUCAGCGCAGUACGCUCAUCCGUUCGAGCACAUCAUAGCCAAUGUUCUUCCCAUCUUCUUACCACUAGCGAUGAAAGGAACAAAUAUUCUGUCCUUCGGCAUGUUCCUUUCGUUCGAGCUGUGGGAAGCAGCAGCCGAUCACAGUGGCUACGAUUUCGUAAAGUUGCCGCCCGCUGCUAUCCACGAUCUCCAUCACGAAAAGUUCAGAGUGAACUACAGUACGAUUGGGAUUAUGGAUUGGAUUCAUGGAACAGAUGUCGUAGGCUGGGACAGAACAAAGAAAGCGCAAUCGCUCAGGAAGGAUCCUGUGCACGAGAACUAG